Oryza brachyantha (malo sina) is the source of this 839-nucleotide messenger RNA. Its product is annotated as mavicyanin-like. Gene Ontology annotation, molecular function: electron transfer activity. The record is from RefSeq and is a predicted model, not a curated record. NCBI's taxonomy places the organism in Eukaryota, Viridiplantae, Streptophyta, Magnoliopsida, Poales, Poaceae. Gene Ontology annotation, cellular component: plasma membrane. Bases 116 to 688 code for a protein of 190 amino acids. The transcript has 2 exons.
GCUCAUCCUUCCAGUCACCGAUCGAUCAAUCUCCAGUUUGCUUGGAGAUCAAUAUCAUAUCGACCACCAUCUCCAUCGAUAUCCUCUCAGAGUUGCAGAUAGCUAGUCCAUAUCCAUGGCGAUCAUGGCAGCCAAAGCUCUCUUCGUCGUCGCCAUGGCGGCCGCCGUGCUCGGGACGGCGAUGGGCACCACCUACACCGUCGGAGCUCCUAGUGGCUCGUGGGACUUGAGGACCAACUACGCCCAGUGGGUCUCCAACAUCAACUUCCGUGUUGGAGACCAGAUAGUGUUCAAGUACUCUCCAUCGGCGCACGACGUGGUGGAGGUGAGCAAGGCGGACUACGACUCCUGCUCCAGCUCCAGCCCGGUCGCCACCUUCAACUCCGGCGACGACACCAUCGCCCUCACCGCCGCCGGCACACGCUACUUCAUCUGUGGCUUCACUGGCCACUGCGCCGGCGGGAUGAAGGUCGCCGUCAAGGUCGACGCCGCCACCUCCAGCAGCCCCGUCCCGUCGCCGCCGAUGGCGCCUCGUCCGCGCACACCGCCGGCGAUGGCGCCCAACGGCGCCGCCGUGCCCCCUGCCGCCGCCGGUGGCCGGCCCGCGCCUCCGUCGAGCUCGGCGAGCAAGCUCACCGUUGGUCUUAGUUUGGGCGCCAUAGCGGCUGGUCUCAUGUUCUUCUAUUAGAGAAAAAAAGAUAUCUUUGUUUGCUUAAAUUUUGAGGUGUCUGACAUACGAUUGAUCGAUCGUGUUCAUAUGUAUUGAUUGUUUUGAGUCUUUUUCUGUGAUGAGUCUGCCUCAUGUUUGUUACAUAUGUAAUUUUGGGUUAUAUGUAAUU